This is a messenger RNA of Mesocricetus auratus (golden hamster), 11241 nucleotides long. RefSeq names its product pseudopodium enriched atypical kinase 1 (gene Peak1). The record is from RefSeq and is a predicted model, not a curated record. Lineage: Eukaryota; Metazoa; Chordata; Mammalia; Rodentia; Cricetidae. The transcript has 7 exons. Gene Ontology annotation, biological process: protein phosphorylation. Gene Ontology annotation, molecular function: ATP binding; protein kinase activity. Gene Ontology annotation, cellular component: focal adhesion; actin cytoskeleton. Bases 756 to 5951 code for a protein of 1731 amino acids.
CCGGGAGGUGAGGACGCGGACCUAGGGGGAAUCUGGACUGGGCGGCGCCGCAGGGGCUCGGUAGCCGGUGCGUCCUGCAGGGCGCGGGUUGCAGCGUCCCGGCCACCCACGCUCCCCGCGGGCGCCGUGAGCCCUCUCGUGUCCCCCGUCGGCCCAGGCCUGCCUACCCUGGCUGAGAUGGUCCCGGUUGCGCGGCGCCCCCAAGAGGAGGGAAAGUUGGAACCUGGCGGCUAGGGACUUCCCGGGGCUGGGCUGCUGGGCUCCAGGGGAAAGUGAAGCCUUAGAGGAGCUGGACGCCGGAGGCUGGAGCAGGAGGGGCUUCUGCCAAGUCUGUACGGUCUUCCCACUCCCAGACCUGGGAGGAUAAGACUCAGCCUUGCAGCAUUAGUCAGGACUGAACCGGUGGCUCUGUGUCUUCUCUCUCCAAGCUCUGACUGGUCUAAUCCAGGGCUUGUGCUUUAGAUGUUUCUUGGUGGCUUGUCUGAAAAACCUAAGUAAACAUUGGUACCUUUAAAAUACAGGAAUGAGAAGCAAGGAAGAAAGCACAUUCAUGAGAAGAUUUGAAUCACUUUGAAAUUUUAAAGAAAUGUAACAUCCUGGUCACCAGAAUGAACGAAGUGCUUCAGGGUUAGACGAUUGAUCAUACUUAGAAGAGCUGCUAUGACAACACAGGGAAGUGAAAACUAACAGAUGCAAAUGCAAGUCUUGCUAUGCACUGAAGAAACAGCAUUGUCUGUGAAGUUCUAUUUUUAAAAAUGUCUGCUUGUAACACCUUUACUGAACACGUUUGGAAACCUGGCGAAUGCAAGAAUUGCUUUAAACCUAAAAGCUUGCACCAGCUUCCUCCAGACUCUGAAAAGACACCCAACACCCACGGCAAUGUGAAAACUAAUGCCAAUCACAGUAACAACCAUCGUGUCAGGAACACUGGGAAUUUCCGGCCCCCUGUGGCUAAGAAACCCACCAUAGCUGUGAAGCCCACUAUGAUGGUGGCAGAUGGGCACAGUGUAUGUGGUGAGCUUAGCAUCCAAGAACACUGUGAGAACAAACCAGUCAUCCUGGGAUGGAACCAAAACAAGACUUCUUUGAGCCAGAAACCACUUAACAACAAUUCUGAAGGUGAUAGUGAAGGUUUUGGCUGUGUUCCUCAGCAGUGUGGCAAUAAUGACAGUGCAAAGAAGAUUCCCAGUAACAAUAAUGGACUAACUGAAGUGUUAAAGGAGAUAGCGGGUCUGGAUGCAACCCCUCAGGUAAGAGGAAAUGAAACAAACUCCAGAGAAACAUUCUUAGGAAGAAUAAAUGAUUGCUACAAACGAUCAUUGGAAAGAAAGAUCCCACCAAGUUGCAUGAUAGGGAGCAUAAAGGAUUCUCAGGGCAAGCACGUUAUUCUGAGUGGGAGCACAGAGGUCAUCAGCAAUGAAGGGGGCAGGUUCUGCUACCCCGAGUUUUCAAGUGGUGACGAGAGUGAGGAAGAUGUGCUUUUCAGGGACAUGGAAGAGGAGCAUGAGAGCUGGGAUGAGAGUGACGAAGAACUGUUAGCCAUGGAGAUUCGAAUGAGAGGGCAGCCUCGCUUUGCUAACUUCAGGGCAAACACUCUAUCUCCUGUUCGAUUCUUUGUGAGCAAAAAAUGGAAUACUAUCCCCUUACGUAACAAGUCUCUGCAGAGAAUCUGUGCUGUAGACUACGAUGACAGCUAUGAUGAAAUACUUAAUGGUUAUGGGGAAAAUUCUGGGGUCUCCUAUGGGCAAGGAAGCAUUCAGAGCAUGGUAUCAUCUGACUCCACAUCACCAGAUUCCUCUUUUACAGAAGAGUCACGUUCUGAAACAGCCAGUAGUUUAUCCCAGAAGAUUGGUAAUGGGGGGCUAUCACCUGGUGACCCAGGAGAUUCUAAAGACAUGACAGAAUCUGAGUCUAAUAACGAAAGUCCACCUGGUAAUAAUGAGGAGAAGGACUCACCACUGACUUCCAAAAGCUCAGCAAAAGUUCCAGAGACACACAAAGCAGUCCUAGCUCUACGCUUAGAGGAGAAGGAUGGCAAAAUCGCAGUACAAACUGAGAAAUCAGAAAACAAAGCCUCUACAGAUAUCGCUGGCCAAGCAGUCACCAUCAGCCUCGUCCCAGUAGAAGAACAAACAAAGCCCUACCGAGUAGUGAAUCUGGAGCAGCCGCUGUGUAAGCCAUACACUGUUGUGGAUGUGUCAGCAGCCAUGGCCAGUGAGCACCUUGGGCGCCCCAAGAUAAAAGGCUCAUCGUCUACUCCAAACUCUCCAGUAACAUCACCUGCGUUGACACCAGGACAAAUAAAUGCCCAUUUCAAAAAAUCUAGUGCAAUCCGAUACCAGGAGGUGUGGACUUCAAGCACCAGUCCACGACAAAAGAUCCCUAAAAUAGAAUUAAGUACUGGGGGAACUGGGCCAAAUAUCCCUCCAAGGAAAAACUGCCAUAAAUCAGCACCCACCUCACCCACAGCUACAAACAUUUCCUCCAAAACCAUCCCUGUUAAGUCACCUAAUUUGUCUGAAAUAAAAUUUAAUAGUUACAACAAUGCUGGGAUGCCACCUUUCCCCAUUAUCAUUCACGAUGAGCCAUCCUAUGCUCGGAGUUCCAAAAAUGCUAUUAAAGUUCCCAUUGUUAUUAAUCCAAAUGCAUAUGACAAUCUCGCCAUCUACAAAAGUUUUCUGGGAACAAGUGGAGAACUCUCAGUGAAAGAAAAAACCACAAGUGUAAUAAGCCAUACUUAUGAAGAAAUAGAAACUGACAGCAAAGUGUCUGAUAACGCCACUAGCAAGCUCCCAGACUGUCCCCAAGCUAAAGGCUUUUCCAACAGCACAGAGCGUAAAAGAGGCUCAGUAGCUCAGAAGGUUCAGGAGUUUAACAAUUGUCUCAACAGAGGUCAGUCUUCUCCACAAAGAAGCUAUAGUUCCAGCCACAGCUCCCCAGCAAAAAUCCAGAGACCCAGUCAAGAGCCUGUGUCCAAAACAGAAGGCGGACAAGGGUCUCAGGUGGCAGGCACCAGGGAGAAAGCAAGUGCCGUGCUUUGUCAGAUUGUGGCGUCUAUCCAGCCCCCCCAGACUCCUCCAGAAGCACCUCAAUCUAGCCCUAAGGCUUGCAGUGUGGAAGAGCUCUAUGCCAUUCCUCCAGAUGCAGAUGCUACAAAGAGUAUACCGAAAAAUACACCAGUCCGACCCAAAUCUCUCUUUACAUCUCAAUCUAGUGAGAAUGCUGAGGCACAUCAGACCACAGAAAACCCCACCACCAAAAUUCAGAAAGAUCCAUCCACGAAGACAGUCACUUCCCCUCCUUCCAAAUUAGUGACCAGCACCCAGAGUGAGCCACCACCUCCCUUUCCCCCACCACGGUCUACUUCCUCCCCUUACCAUGCAAGUAACCUUUUGCAGAGGCAUUUUACCAAUUGGACCAAGCCAACCAGUCCUACUAGAUCAACAGAAGCUGAGUCAAUUCUGCAUUCUGAAGGCAGCAGGAGAGCAGCUGAUGCAAAACCUAAACGUUGGAUAUCAUUUAAAAGCUUCUUCCGCCGUCGGAAAGCAGAUGAGGAAGAGGAGAAAGAGAAAGAGCGAGAGAAAGGGAAGCUGGUGGGCCUGGAUGGAACAGUCAUCCACAUGCUGCCGCCUCCUCCAGUCCAGCGCCAUCACUGGUUCACAGAGGCAAAAGGAGAGUCCAAUGAGAAGCCUGCUAUUGUCUUCAUGUACAGGUGUGACCCUGACCAAGGCCAGCUCAGUGUGGAUCAAAGCAAGGCUGGGCCAGAGAAAGGAAGAACAGAGGAUGUGUUAUUCCAGACUUCUGAAGAGAAGAAAAGUAGCCAUUCUUCUCCAUCUCAGAUUCCUGACAAAGCUUGCAGUCGCGUGACCCAUGAAGUGGCUGAGGAAUUUUCUCCUAAGGACCCAAAAACCCUUGUUGUGAAACAAGAUGGCACUUCAGUCACACCAGCAUUGCCGCCACCUGAUCUGGAAAGGGAAGAAGAAAAAGAUGACACUUCGGAUCCUCUAGACCUGAACUCCUGCAGCGCAACAUAUAGCAACUUAGGACAGUCUAGAGCAGCUAUGAUACCUCCCAAGCAUCCACGGCAUCCCAAGGGAGCUUUGGAUGAUGCCAUUGCCUUUGGAGAGAAGACAGACCAAGAAGUUUUGAAUGCUUCCCAACCCACACCACCCCCACUGCCAAAGAAAAUGAUACGAGCCAAUACAGAGCCAAUCUCCAAAGACCUUCAAAAAACCAUGGAAAGUAGUCUUUGUGUCAUGGCUAAUCCCACCUAUGAUAUUGACCCCAACUGGGAUGCCAGCAGUGCUGGGUCUUCUAUUAGCUGUGAACUCAAAGGACUGGACAUUGAGUCUUAUGACUCCUUGGAGAGACCUUUGCACAAAGAAAGACCUGUUCCUUCAGCAGCAAACAGUAUCUCCAGCUUAGCCACUCUCAAUGUUAAGGACAGAUUUUCCAACAGUAUGGAAUCCCUCUCCAGCCGACGUGGUCUCUCCUGUAGACAGGGUCGGAGUAUUCAGAAACCACAGAGACAAGCACUUUAUCGAGGACUUGAAAAUCGGGAGGAAGUAGUGGGUAAAAUCCGAAGCCUUCACACAGAUGCCUUGAAGAAACUGGCUGUUAAAUGUGAAGACCUCUUCAUGGCUGGGCAGAAAGACCAACUCCGCUUUGGAGUAGACAGCUGGUCGGACUUCAGGCUUACCAGUGACAAACCAUGCUGUGAAGCUGGAGAUGCAGUUUACUACACUGCCUCAUAUGCAAAAGAUCCACUCAAUAACUAUGCUGUCAAGAUCUGUAAGAGCAGAGCUCAGGAGUCUCAGCAGUAUUACCACAGCUUGGCUGUCCGGCAGAGUCUGGCUGUGCAUUUUAAUAUCCAGCAGGAUUGUGGCCAUUUCCUUGCUGAAGUCCCUAAUCGUCUGCUUCCCUGGGCGGAUCCUGAUGCUCCUGAAAAGGCAGAGGACGAAACUGAAAACAGUGGGGAAGAGGUGAAAGCAGAAACUGCCGGGGGAAAUCCCCAGCCCUGCUCUGAACCAGAGUCAUCCCAGACGGAGAACCAACAGGUCACGAACAGGAGGCAGAGAAGCCACGUUGUAGUCAUCACCAGAGAGGUUCCCCAUCUCACUGUGGCUGACUUUGUGCGAGAUUCCUUGGCCCAUCAUGGGAAGAGCCCUGACUUGUAUGAGAGGCAAGUGUGUCUGCUGCUCUUACAGCUAUGCUCUGGCCUUGAGCAUCUCAAGCCCUACCAUGUCACGCACUGCGAUCUGCGCCUGGAGAACUUGUUGCUUGUCCAGCACCAGCCUGCAGGAGCUGCCCAUGGCCCUUCACCUACAGACCCCUGCCCCACCUCAGCUUGUCCCACAAGGCUCAUUGUGAGCAACUUCUCUCAGGCCAAGCAGAAGAGCCAUCUGGUGGAUCCCCAGAUCCUCCGGGACCAGUCCCGCCUUGCCCCAGAGAUUAUCACAGCCACCCAAUAUAAAAAGUGUGAUGAAUUCCAGACAGGCAUCCUCAUCUAUGAGAUGCUGCACCUGCCCAACCCUUUCGAUGAGAACCCAGAGCUGAAGGAGAAGGAGUACACACGCACAGAUCUGCCUCGAAUCCCUCUCCGCUCCCCAUACUCUUGGGGCCUGCAGCAGCUUGCUAGCUGCCUCCUAAAUCCCAACCCUUCCGAGCGCAUCCUCAUUUCUGACGCCAAAGGCAUCCUCCAGUGUCUGCUCUGGGGCCCCCGUGAAGAUCUCUUCCAAACCUUCACCACCUCUACAACCCUGGUACAGAAGAACGCCUUGCUCCAAAACUGGUUGGAUAUCAAGCGCACACUGCUGAUGAUCAAGUUUGCUGAGAAGUCCCUGGACAGAGAGGGGGGAAUCAGCCUCGAGGAUUGGCUUUGUGCUCAAUAUCUGGCUUUUGCCACUACAGACUCCCUGAGUUAUAUUGUAAAAAUCCUGCAACACCGUUAAUGUGGCCUGGACAUUGUUCUUAUUCUUAAAUAUUCCCACCUUCUUCAUGUUGCCCUCAUAUCCCUGUCCUAGUACUCACUCAGAAUGCAAGGAAAGGAGAGAAGCUAACUUGCCAUCCUUGUCCUCAAGCAGAGGGGGCCAUUCAGCAAGGUCAUCCACAGCUUUUGCACAGUGAGGAGCUGAAUAUCUCCUUACUGUACAGAAAUUCAGCUGCACAGCCGUGCAGUCACCUUCCCUUGGAACAUUUGUCAUGUGAAUGGCCCCACAAAUCCGGGGUCAUAAAUGAAAUGCACAUUCAGGAAGGACCAGCUCCAGUGGAUUGAACUUAGUAAGCUGUGUCCACCUCUUCCAUAACUCUGACGCUUGCCUCUAACUAGCUAGCAGUGCACGUCUCCAACAUCCACUGUCAUCCAGUCAUGCUUGCACAGCAGCUUCCUCUUCCUUAGAGUAUCAAUGACCGCCUCUUUCCCGGGAGGACAUGCCAUGUUGCUUCUCAGCUCAGUUUUGGUCACUGGCGACAAGCCUUUGUUCUGGUGUAAAGUGAAAGGGAGGGGAGGAGAGAUUCCUGUCUGUUGGAUCAUGGGUCAUGCAUUUCCAUUUUUGUUCUCAGUAAAAAAAAAAUGUACCCUGCACAGAGAGCAACCUGACAGCCGUAACCCCACUGCCACUGCUUGGCUGUCCUCCGCCUUUACUCUGUCCCGGCCUGCUGACGUUUGGGUGGAUUUAUCACCUGCUGUUGUGGCCCAUUCCAGAGCUGACCAAAGGUGGUGUCACCGGUGCCUCAGCAGGAUGGAAUGCAGUUCAGAGUUCAUGAAUAGUUGAAAGGACAUGAGGAAAUAAUGUCUGUGUGUGCAAUUCUCCAGGGGCCCUCAGGGAACAGACUUUAAAGGUACUGCUCUUUGACCAUUGUCAGACCGAUCAGCAGGGCGGCCAGGGCUGGUGGUGCCUGAGUCAGUUUCCCCCACAAGCAGUAACUGGCCACCUCCCUUCCAUCAGUAGCCAGUAUUAACUACCCUGCCAAAGGCUGUAGACAAUAUCUCUGAAUGAAAUGGCUGUUCACUUCGCAUUAACAUGGCCUUAGAAAGCACCCCAAAGCUGGCUAGUGGAAUGGCCAGAAGAUAAGGGAGGAGGGGGAGGCCACUAGGAUGGCUGACCUGCUCCUAAGAAUGCCAGUCUCUUCCAGAAAGUGGCGCAUUGCUCCUGAGACUUUGCAGUGGCCCUGGAGCUCAGCUCACAGGAAGGCUGACGGCUGCAGUGGAUGGCUGAGAGCUGUUCCGUGGGACCUGUGCUCUCCCAUGAAUUAUGUGCAAUUUUUGUAUGUAUUUUUAAUCUGUAUAUUACAGUGUUUAUGUUGCAACUUUACCCAAGUGAGAACUACGGAAACCUUCCUUCCCAUGGCACAUACUUGCGCUAAGAAGCAAGUGUUCCUUCCACCUGUGUGUGUUUAUAUGUUCAUGCACUUGUUUUAUUCAAAACUGUGAGUAUCUGUUUACUUCAACCUUGAAAUCCCAAGAGUCACUUGAAUGGUAAGUUUGUACAUAUGUGUGCCUGUGUGCACGCACAUGCUGGAGAUAGGGGCCAGGCCUCCAGGGAAGCAAGCUGUAGCGGGGUUGACAGUACCCUGCCGGUUAGGAACCCGGGGGAGCCCUCAUCCACCAGUGCAGUUGUCUUAAAGCCAAGACUGAUUGUGCAGUAUUACUUGGGUGGCACCUUAGUGGCCUUGGAAAUUUCUAGACUUAACAUUUUUAGCAGCAGCCUUUCAUGUGAUUCACCCUUAUCAAAGAGGAUCGAAAAAGGUGAAUGUAUUUUAUUAUGCAUUUUAAAGAGAAUGAUAUGCGUGAGGCUGCAUAUGGAGGAUGGCACUGUGUCCCUGGCUAGCACUCCAACUCCCAGGAAAAAGAGCUAGUCGGCUCACAGAGAGUCUUGUCUCUUCAGGAUAGCAUGACCAUGGGUGGGCAGCCAUGAAUCACGGCUGCAUCAUGCCUGGCAGGCUGGGGUUUGAUUCAUCUUACAUAGCCCAUGUGCACAUAACUCCCUGCCUAAUAUGCACUGAACUGGCAGCAUGCAGACCACGGACCACAGCCCUUCACUUCCCACAGUGUUUGCAAAUUGAGACAUACCUUCUCAAUGUCACUCUCAUGGUGCCUUCCCAUGUAAAUCUGAAUGUUGACUAUUUAAUGAGGUUACAUAUUUAAUGCAGAAUGUGCCCUAGUCCCUCUGUUCGUUCUGUCUGUAGAUUUUUUUCUGUUAUCUGGGAUGCAGCGGUAGAACAGGCAUGCGCCCUUCGCUGCCACUGUCUCACCGUACUGGUAAACUGAGCGCUCUUCAUUCCAUGUGUCUCUUACUGUCCUAUGUCCACACCAGUGAAGGGCAAAAACGAAAGCCAGCUGACAAGAGAAGAGCCUCGGGCUUUCCCGAGACAGUGGCUGUGAGACUUGUCUCUGGGGGAUGGCCACAGAAUGUGAGGGGAAGGGAAGAGCGUGUCCUAGGGUAGGUCAGCCCAGAGACAAGAACUGUAUUUCUAGGCAGGAUGUCCAUCGGGUGGUCCUCUGAGAAUUCCUCAAAAUAAUGAAAUUCAGUCAAUAUAACUUUAUCAUAGAUACUUUAUAUUCCCAUUUUAAUUCAUUCAUUUAGAAGGAAAUUCUACCCUCUGCAGACACAUACACACAUUUUAUAUAUACAUAUAUUAUGAGUUUUGGAGUGUCACUAGUGUAGUACUUAAGGUUUUCACAAGUACCAUCUGUACUGACCAGAUAUUUUUCUUUUCUAUUAAAGUCUGUGCCAUAGAUUCUUCCAUUAUGUUGAGAGUUUGAACAACUGAGCCCCUGUUGGGACUUUUCCUUUAGCCACAUGAGCAAUCUCAGCACAUGUGAGUGCUAGAGAGACAGGACUGUGGCUGGAGCAGGCCAGAGUAGAUGUCUCUCAGAGUGCCUUGUUAGCAUAGUAACCUAGCCACUGGAAGAAGAAUCAUUUCCUGGAGAGGCCUAGGCUACCAGCAGCCUCCUGUGCCACAGAGGAGAGCCCUUUGGGGAUGUGUACACCCACAUAGUUGCAAAAGAUCACCAUAAAAGACAGCAGUUAGAUGAGCAACAAAACCUGUGGGAAAACAUCAUGAAAAUCACCAACCCCAAGGCUGAGUUAGAUUGGAAGGCAGACCGGUGGCAGUGGGAUUUGUUCUCAAGAGAUGGGCUGGAUGAGUCAUUGGAGAAUGUGCACUCAUACUCCCAAACUGCUGGUGCCGAGGGCCGAGAAGUAUAUCACUCAAAAACUGGUCAGAGCAGCCUCUCAUCAUAAGAGGAGCCAGUUCUGCCUCCGAGCUCAGGGUGUCCUCAUGAACAUGGAAAUCCAAACCUCUAGGAAGAUGGAUGCUCCUAAAAGUAAAAUCCUGCUAUCGCAAAGUCCCAUGAAUGAUCUUGAAGCCCACUAAGCAGUAGGUCGUGGAAGGAAGGCUUACACCCAGCUUUCCAAGUUUAAUUUAUCUAGUACUGGAAAAUCACCAGACAUUAGCUGGUGACCUGCAGUCAGGAUUUUCCCAUAGCUUUUACCCAGAGUGAUCUGGAAAGAUACAGGCUAGUCUCAAAAGCUGGGAUGGAUUUUGGAGGCUUCAUUAUAUUUGAAGUAAUUCUGGAUAUAUAAAGCGUAUACACACUUGGAAACAGAACAAGAGGAAUUCAGCUCCCUGGGCCAGCUCUGGCAUGCUUAUUCCCCUCGAUAGCGGGUAAGGAUUGAGAUUCUGAUCCAGCCUAAUAAGUAAAUAGGAUGGCUGCCUAUAAAACUGGGUUGUUAGAUUUACCUCAUUGAAGCUCAUAUUCUCAAAGGCCCAAAGUGCUGCGCUGAGAAACCCAAGUACUACCCCUGCUGAAGUGUGCACUGAGGUCCAUCUGCCAACACCCAACAGCAGUGCACAGGUGGGACACCGUGGACCAAAACCAGUGCCCCGAGGGAAGGCCGAAGAGCCAUAACUCGAGAUCCCAGACAGGUUAUACCAAAGAAGCCAAGCCUUUUCACCCUGCUUCUUGGGGCAGAGCUCUGGCAGAUGCCAUAGGAAGGGAGUUUCGUGUUCAGGGUAUUCAACUGGUAAAUCCAUUCUCAAAAAACAAAACACAACAAAAAAGGUUGUGUUAUUUCAGGCAGUCCGUUUGGUACAUCAGGAAAAAGAAGGUGACAAUGGCGUGGGAGCAAAGGAGUGGCAGCAGCUGGAGCAGAGAGAAGCUCUCUGGUCUCUAAGGAGGAACUCUUAACUAACUUGCUCACCAUGACUGGCUGUUGCCCAGACUGUAAGCACGGGGACACCAUGACUGUAAUAUUGAAAACUAGGGCUUGAGGUGAUUUUUUUUCUUAAUAAGAAGGUGCUUUCAAAGGAACUCUUGGGAGAUUUCUUAACACACUGUACCAUCCUAUAACCCUUCCUACGAAGGCAGUCGUCAUCAGCAUCACUGUCACCUAAUGUGUACAAGUACCCAGACUGUCCAAGGUGCUACACAGCUGUCAAACACCUACCCCUGCAGCUGUUUUAAAUCAGAGGCCUCUGCAUCAGCUGCCGCUGGAAAUUGUGCCCACUUAGAUGGGCCACAGGGGUGUGCAUUCUGAACAUCUUAUAUACAUUCCCUCUUCAAGAGCCUCUACAUCUGUCCCCACCCCCCACCCCCACCCCCAUGGUUUUCUUUACAUCAGGAAAGUUUCAGGGAAUCAAUAGAGGUUGGGGUUUUUUUUAACCCAGCAGAAUCGCAGAGUUAUAUAUUUUGCUAUGAACAUUGUUGUGGUACAGAAAAUCCACUUUGCCUGUUGGUUUGUGGCUAGUAUGUGUGUCUGCACUCUUGGUAACUCACAUGUUGAGCCUGUGGCUUCAGUGUAGUGUUGUUGAAAGGUUAACCACACAGCUUUAGGAAGCCCAUUCAAAUUGUUCCUUUCUUCCUCCCGCUCCCUCAACAAUUCUAGAGAGUUGUGUGUGAACACACUGGGCUGGGUUUUCUGUUCGUUAUCUGGAGGGUGUUUUGUUGGGAGACAGACACAGAAGCAAGAUGUCCCCUGUCUCAGUGAUUGGAUCAUGGCAGUCUUUACCUCUCUAAUUCUCCAUGACACUGCCCACACUCUGUAUUGGAAAAUCUUGUUUCUCUUCCUCCAGCGUUUUACCCCCAUGCUUACACAUUUUACAGUUGUAUAAACAAUAACAGGUCCCCUGUGUCACCAGUGGCACCGCCCUUUGGUUCGCUGUGGUACUUUGCUGUGUACUCUGUGGCCUCACGUUACUGUGUAAAUAAAUUCAGUUUAAUAUACACUAAAAAAAAAA